GUAGUCAAGCCACAUACUCCAUUAAUUAAGUUCCCAGACAGAAAAAGUGGCCCCAGACCCAAAAUACAGGAGUCUCUACAAGCAAGUGUGCCAUCUCUCCAUGCUUCAGGAGCACAGGAGUCUGUAGGAGGCAGAUCCCCAGCCUUUCAAAACAUUUCGCCUAUCAGUAGAGCACAAGGUACACCAGACACUUAUGAGCUAGCAAGAACCUUACCUCAGAAAUACAGGAGGAAACUCAUGUCGGAUGAAGAGAUUGAAUUCAUUCAACGUGGAGGCCCAGAAUAA
This is a messenger RNA of Acanthisitta chloris (rifleman), 285 nucleotides long. RefSeq names its product mitochondrial ribosomal protein S36 (gene KGD4). The transcript has 3 exons. Gene Ontology annotation, biological process: 2-oxoglutarate metabolic process. The annotation marks the transcript as partial. The record is from RefSeq and is a predicted model, not a curated record. Lineage: Eukaryota; Metazoa; Chordata; Aves; Passeriformes; Acanthisittidae.